Molecule: messenger RNA, 1518 nt
Organism: Oikopleura dioica
Lineage: Eukaryota; Metazoa; Chordata; Appendicularia; Copelata; Oikopleuridae
Source: the annotation of a GenBank genome assembly
AUGUUUCAAUAUGAAAUUCUUGAAGAAUACUUCUUUGAAGCUCACGAGCUUUCGAAUUGGACAAACAUUAUUGCAAGAACUACAAAGCAACCUUCUGAUCGAAAUAUUUAUUUUGAAACUGAUGAAGUUCUCGAUAUGUGGAUAGAUCAUGUGUAUCUUGGACCUGAAGAACCCUUUGAUAGAUGCAAUAGAUUUGAGCUCGACCCCUUCAAUGUUCGCUACAUGUCUCCCUUACAAUACUGCGAAGACAGUGUGCUCAAAACAGUUGAAGACGGAUAUUUUUUGAAUUACCUUCGCUCGAAUCAAUUUGCUUGUCAUGAGGGAAAUUAUUGCAUGACCGGGCAGCAGUGGCAAUGUGAAAGAGGAACAUAUCAGCCGAAUGAAGCCAUGUCUUAUUGCUUUGAUUGUCCAAAGGGGUAUUUUUGCAAUGAAGAAAAUAUGAUUGCCCCGAAGCCCUGUGAAGCUGGAACAUUCCAGCCUUAUGCAGCUGCUCUCGGCUGUGAGAGCUGUCUUCCUGGAAAUAAAUGUCCACUGAUGAAUAUGACAGAGGCAACACCAUGUGAACCCGGAACGUAUCAGUCUGAAUAUGGAAGAGAAUCUUGCGAACUUUGCCCUCCAAACACGUACUGUCCGUACAGCAACAUGACCUAUUACGAUCAAUGCCCCCUUGGUUUCACUUGUCCCAACUCGACUCAUCCUGAGCCUUGCCCAAGUGGACAGAUAACUCCCUUACAAGGUGCUUCUUGUGAAACAUGCCCAAAUGGAAAAUACGCAAAUUUGAUCGCAACCGAAUGUCUAACUUGUAACAUCAACCACUUUUGUGUCAAUGGGAUUGAGAAGCCAUGUGAUUUGGGAACAGAAGCUUUGAAUGAGGGUCUGAGUGAGUGUGAAAACUGCCCAGUCUAUUUCUUUCGAAAUGAGUCGAUGGACUCAUGUAGCCAAGUCCCGAAUGGGUAUACCUCCGAGAAUCGGGUAAACUUGACAGAAUGUGAAGCAGGGCACAAGUGUAUAAAUGGACUAUCGGAAGAAUGCUCACCAGGAACAUAUCAAGACGAGACCGGCAAGGACUCGUGCAAGAUAUGCGAAGUUCAUCGGUUCCAGGAUCGAAAAGGAAGAACAAAAUGCAAAAUGUCUCGCAAAGGAACCGAAGUUUUGACCACUGGAGCGACGCAAAAUAUAUCUUGUGCCGCUGGCUUUUAUAAUCCAGAAAUGGCGGAGCCUUGUAAAAUUUGCAAUCCGGGAUUCAAAUGCCCAACGAAUGGGCUUGUCGACCAAAUUUCAUGCGAGCCGGGAGAAUAUCAAGACCAACAAGGGUCAACUGAUUGCAAACCAUGCCCACUUGGUCAUUUCUGCCCUUCCGCAAAUAUGACCACUAAGAUACAGUGCGAGUCAGGGUGGAUUGCAACUUCACUUCGGAGUUUACAAUGUACCAAAUGCGAUGUCGGAUUUGAGGAAGAUAAAGACAUGCCGAUCGAGAACGAUGAUAUUCGCUGCAAAAUAAUUCCUUAUGGAAAUUGA